AUGAAUUCCGAUACCCUCUCAAGUGCAAUUAUGAUUCUGGGACAGGAUCUCUUUGCGAUGAAGCUAUACUGGGUGGCAAUAUCUGCUCUGUGGCUCUAUGAAUAUUGCCUAACAUUUCAUGAUGAGAUUGAAUAUGCAUGGAAAGGAGAUAAAACUUUUGUAUGUGGCAUUUAUUCUUAUUAUAAACCCAGGUAUACUGAGCAAAUUGUACUAGAACCGUUAUCUGUGUCCAAUGUUCAUUGGCAUCACAAUGUUUUACUGAAGAAAAGACUCAUCUCUCAACCCCUUGAAGCAUAUUUCUUGCCUGGAUUUGGUCUCAAACACUAUGGGUUCAUGGAAACUCUUGAAACAAUGCUCCUCACUUGCCUCUGUGAGAUAUUCCUGACCUUAAGAGUUUAUGCUUUGUCCAAAUGUCAUAGAAGUGUUCUGGUUCUGUCAGGGCUGAUAAUAGUAUGGCAAUGGGGCAUAGCUGUAUAUGCAAUGUCACAAUCUUCGCAAGGAACAGAUCAGAUUUCAUUGUUACUUACUGGUCCUAGUGCUUCCCAUUUUGUGGCACUUCCUGCUACUGACCCUUAUCACAUUUGCAUCUUUAUAUCCACCCUCACAGUCACUUCUUGGGUUGAAGCAUUCUUGUGUUUGAGCCUUGCAUUUGACGCUCUUGUGUUUAUUGCAAUCUUAUGGAUGACAUUCCGAAUGAUGGCUAAACAAAACUAUCAAUUUGUCCACAUCCUGGAGGUUAUUCAAAGGGAUGGCAUUUUCUACUUCUUUGUACUCUUUUCAUCCAACCUGCUGUGGUUGCUCUUAUUACUGCAUGCUCGAGCCUCUCUCAAAUUUAUCCAUAAUCAACCAGCAAUGAUAGUGUCAUCCAUUAUGAUAAAUCGGAUCACUCUCAAUCUCAAGAAAGCAAGUGAGAGAGGAAGGCAACCCACCUAUACAUGGAGUAUGAGGACAUUUGAACAACAAUAUGACUUCAACCUUAGGCACAGUCACUACCUCGAUGAUAGUUAUUAA
This is a messenger RNA of Lentinula edodes (shiitake mushroom), 1011 nucleotides long. RefSeq lists its product as uncharacterized. The record is from RefSeq and is a predicted model, not a curated record. The coding region runs from base 1 to 1011 and encodes 336 amino acids. Lineage: Eukaryota; Fungi; Basidiomycota; Agaricomycetes; Agaricales; Omphalotaceae. The transcript is spliced from 13 exons.